UUGGCUCACUCUGCGGCUCCCGCCGCUCGGGAGCAGACACGCGGGGCCAAAACUUAUUUCAACUAUUUUAUUAAACAAAAUUUGUAAAUAACACUAAACGAACACACCUACACAUACACACAUACACACACAUAUACACUGACACGUACAUGAAACACUGACUCAUGACAUAACCAGCAACGACAACAGCAACAACAGCAACAACGACAACAAUAACAACACAAGCACGCACACGAAUCGCAGACGGAUCGUGAGAGGAUAGAGAGAAAAACGAGGAAGAAAACGGGCAACAACGAAAGAAUUUAAUCGGCGAACGAUUGAACGUGAUUUUAACCAACAGCGAGACAACGAGAUCCGUAGACGAAGAAGAAGAAGGAGAAAAAGAUCGUUACAAAAUCUCAGCAAACCAACGUUCUCGAGCAAUCAAAUUCCGUGUCCGUGUGUGCGUGCGUGUGUGUAGUCAGAAGAUCCCGGAAGAAGGCUCUCGAGGAAGGGGAAGAUAAAAACACGCGUCACAACUUCUUUUUUCCCACAAGCGAAGAGAGACGGAGAGAGCCCAUAUUUUUCUCUUUUCACGAGAAAUACGCGACUGUCGCGUUUGAAAAAAAAAAUUUAUACGCACACGCACACGCGCGCGCGCGCGCGCGCACACGCACACAUACGAAAACGUACUCGCGCAGACACACAUACAUACACACACACACACACACACACACACGCACGCACAUUUACGUACACAGACACGGAGCCACAAAUCGUCGUCCUUACAAUAAAAAAAAAUAAAAAAUAAAAAAUAAAUAAUAAAAUAAAAAUGAAAAUAAACAAAAACGAGAGAAUCUCAAGCCCGCGAAGAGGUGAAAGGAAAACAGAAGAAGCACUUUAAAUGAACGAGGAGCAGAAGAAUCAUCGCGAGUCGAUAAAAAACGAAGGAAAAAAUAAAAAUAAGAAGAAAAAAACAAAACAAAACAUUUUCAUUUCUCUCUGUACGUGUGACCCUUACAUUAUUUUGUCCCCAACGAGUGGGACGGGUUCAGUGUUGUAACUUAGGAUAUAAGCAAGUAAAAAGUUCCGGAGCGCACAAAAGAGAGCGAAUAAAAGGAUGAAAUAAUAAAUCUUGUAAAAAGACUCAUGUAAAAACAAACAAGGGUGGCACACACAGCUGUGAAAAUUAGGGAAAAUUCACGAGACGCAAUAACUGUGAGCUGAACAGAGAGAAAGAAACGAGAUAAGGGCAUAGAAGCGAUAAUAGAAAGGAAAAAAACAAAAAAGGGAGGAAAAGCAAACGUGCUCGAGGUGCGAAGUGUCGAGAUCGUUCGGAGCCUCGAGUUUAGCAGGUGUAAUUUUUUAUAUUGUUGAAUAAAAAGAAGAAACGUCGCGGGCUCAUCGAAGCUCCUGGAGCAUCAAAUUGGAUAAAACCAUCCCCCAUCACACCCUCGUGCAGUUUUAGAGGGUCGCUUGUCCUCGGACUUGUGCUAAAGUCAACGAAAGCCAAUAUACAUAUGUUUGUGAACAUGUCGUCCUGACGCACGCGUGCGAGCUCCACGUGUACCUAUACACACGAUACAUACGCUAAGUCAAGCACUCGCAUAUAAAACUUGGACUCUCGAAUGAUGAUUGUGUUCAUUUGGUGAUCGAUAUAAAGGAGAGCCACCGAAAUCGGACUCUCGAAUUACUGAAUCGAGGCUGAAAAAGAAAUAGAAGAAACGAGAGAAGUUUCAUUAAGGGAAAGACACGGUACACGUGCGCGAAAGAGUGUCGAAAGAAAGACUGUAAAGAUAUUUGAGGUUCGAUGUAGAAUGAAGAAAAAAAUAUUGUAAGUACGAACGCCUGGCUGUGCACGAUCGUCCAGGGAAUGUCCUGACGUUUCGCGACCGAAACGAAUUCCCAGCACGAGCUCUCGUCCUAUAAUCGAAUUAAACAAGAAGAAUAAUUAACUCGUCUCGUCGCUCAAUCGUUCCGGGGAAUCUGGCAUCGAAGUCUCUUGAUAAACAGAUCGAGUGAGAGAGGAAAAAAAGAAAGAUAAAAGUCGAGUCAGAAAGGAACUUUGCUGUCGCUGCAUUCCAAAAUAAAGACGAACGAGAGUCCCUCGAUAAAUAUUUUCUCCUGCGAGCGUGCGAGCUCGAAAAACUCCUGUCGUUAUUCCGUACGGACUCGUACUCUUCGCUCCCCUUUCCACUCUUCGAAUAAUAUAAAAAAUAAAUAAAAUAGAGCGACGGUAAAGAAGAGAAAAGAAAAGGUUUUUAAAAGAGAAUAAAAAUUCUUUGCAAUCUCGCGUGUUAAGCUCUCUAUCUCGCGCUCGUAUCGUGCCUGAUCGUUUCGAUAUAUUCGUCUCGAUCCUCGUCGUUGACAAAAAACGAACGAACAAAAAGAAUUCGAUUAAAAAAUUAAACUAAAGGAGAGAACACUUUUGUCCUACCUUAUUUAUACUAAGAGAGAUUGAGGCGAUUUAAAAAAAGGAUUACGAAAUAUUAAAUCGGACGACUUGCGAAUGAGAAUAUCCAAGAGUCCGGUUGUGCUCAAAUUCGUCCACGAAAUAAUUUAAAAACGUUCAUAAUUCUUCUAACCGCUGUACUUAAUAACAAACACGAACACGAAAACAUUCGUAUACUCGCGAGGUAAUUGUUCACGCGCGCGCGCGCGCGCGUCUGUGUGUGUGUGUGUGUGUGCACUCAUCGUGCACCCGUUUUUCGUCCGAUCGUCCUUUUCUCAAUCGCGAAAAUACAGUUGUGCGACAAACUCAAUAAAUCUUCGAAUUUCAAUAACGAUAAAGAAACAAAUAACACGACGAGUGCUAUAAAUUCUCUUACCGACCGCGUCAAUAACGGAAUAAUCAUUAGUAAAAAACGCAAAGAACACUCGAUUGUUGCCACGGUGGAGAAGCAACGACGAAAAAACGCUAUGGCGGGCUACAAUCACGCGAAUUCGCAGCGUGUCGUUUACCACGCGACCUACCCGACGCCGCUCGCUCCAAAUGGUGACCCGAUAAAAUUGCCGGAGAAUUUGGAGACGUUACCGAGAGCCGAGCACUUUCCGACGCAGCGGCAUCGAUGGAACACGAACGAGGAAAUAGCUGCGAUCCUAAUAAGCUUCCAGAGACACGGAGAAUGGCAGAGCCGCGAGGUGAAGGUCAGGCCUCGGAGCGGCUCGAUGCUUCUCUACUCGAGGAAAAAGGUUCGCUACCGGCGCGACGGGUACUGCUGGAAGAAACGAAAAGAUGGCAAAACAACUCGGGAGGAUCACAUGAAGCUCAAGGUUCAAGGUGUCGAGUGUAUCUACGGCUGCUACGUACACUCGGCGAUCCUUCCCACGUUUCAUCGUCGUUGCUACUGGUUACUUCAGAACCCCGAUGUCGUACUCGUCCAUUACUUAAAUGUUCCUUAUCCGGACGGUGAUGCGAAAUUGGCGGCAUUGCCGCCGUGUCUCGCGUUACCGCCCGACAAGAAAGAAUGGACGAGGGACGAGCUCGCUUCCCAACUAAGGCCAAUGUUCCUCGGCGGCGAUGACGAUCCGAACAACCCUCAUCUCAAUCAACACUCUAAUCAUCCCGUCGAUAUGAUAGUAUCGCAGUUGUUGGAUCGUCAGAGGGCUUCUUCGACGACGACGACAACGGCUGGCCCCCAGCUGGCGCCGCGUAGACUCACGCCCGACAAUCAGGUGACUUCGACGACCGGGGGUCAGCAGCCCUCGUCGACGGCAGCCACCGCACCACGCGUAUAUUCGAGACAUUCCCACUCAAGCCAGAGUCAGCAACCGGCCCCUCUAGUUUUAAGUCUCCAGCAAAUACAGGGCGGAGGUGGUUUAUUAAUACUCAACAGUCAGCCAUAUCAUCACCAGCAACAGCAGCAGCAACAGCAGCAGCAGCAGCAACAGCAACAGCAACAACAGCAGCAGCAACAACAGUCACAGGGUCAACAAGUGGAGAUGCAGCAGGUCAACGAGCAGCAACAGAUCGUUCAACAGACUAGCGUCGAUCGUGAACAACAGACUCACCAGGACAUCGAUACCCAGGACGGCGUUGUCGAGAGAUCCGGCGUUCAGACGAUCGUAAAUUCAACGGGUAACGGUACCGUCGUAGCCGAUUUUGCCGAAACUCUGGACCUCAGCCAGGAGGACAUUCAAAGAACACUCUCGGCCAACAUGGUCCCGCCAUCCCCGUCACCCUCACCAGCCGACAAUCAUAUUAUCAAUCCCUUGGAUUUCAUCGACUCGUCCGAUGACGUUCUCGUUAAUCUUGACGCCUUCGAUGUUUUUGGUGAUUUACCAGAGUUACACGACUUCGAUACGGUACACACGAAACCCGACGACAGACCGGGGCACAACGACGCUGGGUGCCAUCCCGGUGCAACUGUCCACAUCGCCGAGUACAGCCCUGAGUGGAGCUACACCGAAGGUGGCGUCAAGGUCCUCGUUGCUGGUCCCUGGACCGGCGGCAGUGGCUCCCAAUCCUAUUCCGUGCUUUUCGAUGCCGAGUCCGUCGAGGCCUGCCUCGUCCAGCCCGGCGUGCUGCGCUGUCGCUGUCCCGCUCACGCCCCUGGCAUCGCUUCCCUCCAAGUAGCCUGCGAUGGUUUCGUCGUGUCUGACAGCGUUACUUUCGAAUAUCGUCGAGCACCGGCUACCGAACCCAGCUCCGAGAGGGCGCUGCUCGAUCGCCUCGCCGACGUCGAGGCCCGUCUUCAGGGACCCGGACCUCCCUCGCCUGCAGCGCAUCUCGAGGAACGUCUCGUGGCUUAUUGCCAGGAUGCGGUAGUUCGUCCGUGGCGUCCAGGUGCGGAGCCCCUUCAAUCCGGAGGUCCGACGCUCCUGCAUCUAGCAGCCGGUCUUGGUUACUCGAGGUUAGCGUGCGCGCUCCUUCACUGGAGGGCGGAAAAUCCAAGCAGCGUUCUCGACGCCGAAGUUGAUGCGUUGAGGCAAGACGCGGCCGGACUCACGCCUCUGGCCUGGGCGUGCGCCGCAGGCCAUGCCGACACGGCCAGAAUUCUCUAUCGGUGGAACGCGAUGGCACUCCGCGUACGAGAUUGUCAGAACAGAACGGCUACCGAAUUGGCGGCGGAGAACGGUCACACCGGAAUAACCGAAGAGUUGAAUCGUUUGGAAGCGAGACGGCAGGACGAGAGGCUUUUCUUGAGACCGGCGAGCCCGAGUCCGAGGCGGCCCUCCCAAGACAGCGGUCUCGAUUUGGCCUUGUGUGGUUCCCCGCUCCUGGACAACAUGGAGUUGUUGCAAGAGGACGAAUCGUCGUUAGGCCUUGGCCAGCAGGGAAUGGAGAGUUGUUCGACCCCCCAAUCGUCCGUAGGGGAGGAAGACGCACGGGUCCUCACGUUGGCCGAGCAAAUAAUCGCCGCUCUACCCGAGAGGAUCAAGAGGGGCGAUGGUGAUCCAACGUCCCCGUCCCUGCCGUCCUCGCCGCCACCGCCGUUGACACCUCUCGAGGAUGCCCUUAUGGAACAAAUGCCUCUGGAUUCCGGCGAGUUGUUCGACUCGUAUCGGGACUGCACCGGCGGAGCGGCCUCAGUAUCGGACGUGGACGCAGACGCGAGUCCAUCGAGUCCAUCGAGCAGUUGUCUCACCCCUGAUUCGCCGUCCCCACCCCCAACGACCGCAGACUUUUGUGAGUUUCUUCAGCUCCAGUUGCAGCUCGACAGUGCUAAUCCACACAAUAAUAACUACGGUUAUACCAACGCUGAUAAAUGCUCAGGGGUUCACGGUAUCGGCAACGGUCACGGGGGUGUGGGCAAUGGCGAUGGCAGCGAGGCUGACUUGAGCAGAUUGACACUGUCGGACAGGGAACAGAGGGAGCUUUAUCAGGCCGCGAGGAUGAUUCAAAAGGCCUACAGAAGUUAUAAGGGACGCCAGAGGCAAGAGGAGGCCGAGAGACACGCCGCUGUUCUCAUACAGCAAUAUUAUCGGCGUCACAAACAGUACGCUUAUUACAGACAAGCCACGAAAGCGGCGGUCGUGAUUCAGAGCAACUACCGUAGUUAUCGUGCACGACCCGGCUCAACCAACUCGAGGCAGCAAUCCGUUCAUCAGCAAGCCGCGCAUCAGGCUGCCAGGAAGAUUCAACAGUUUAUGCGACAAUCCAAGAUCAACCUCUCAUGGGAUGAUUCGAGACCGACUGCAGAACGCCAGGGCCGUCGCAAACGGGAGCGGGAGGCCGCAGGUGCUCACUUCACGGGGGGCUGUUGUCCCCCAAAACUCGCCCUCAUCUAGCCCAGGGGCCAACCUAGUAGCCGCCAGCCAAGAGAUCAUCUGAUCGAUAGCAAAUCGAAAAGUUCGACGAUCGGUGCUUCUCUACAAAAAUCGUGCACCAGACACGCUUGAGACUUUCGAUCAAUCGAGUUGACGUUGGAAUGCAUCUUCAGCCCCUCCCUCCCCCUUAAUUGGGAGACAAUUGGAUCCAGCUCUCUUGCACGACGUUUCAUAGACUCUCCGAUCUAUUUUUUUUUCUAUUUUCUGUUUUUUUUUUAUCAACUUAAGGCUACCUCGAGGUUUGUUAGCGAGGUUUUAUCAACGAUUUUUUUUCAAGGCGUUUACAACGCGAUCUCGCCACUUGGCAAGCUUUUUACCUUUUCUCGCGUUUAACGUCUGACGUGCUCUCAUUCAACGGUGGUGCUGUCUCGUAACACGAAAGCACGUUAAAGUACAUAGACAUGUAUAUACUUUUCAUUCCUUAAUAUUCAAACAGAUUUAUUCAAAAUAUUAAACAACUUUAGAAUCGAGUUGAAGCAUUUUUGGGCCAUUUAGAAUAAUUCGGCUCAAAGAUCCGUUGCAAUACUCUCCCUUCAGGGACGUAUUAUUAAGCGGAAGCUAGAUCGAUCACGAUUCGUGACGAGGCUGCGAAGUCAGAAGAUCAUUAUUCGCUUUCAUUUUUUCAUAUCCAAUGAAAGUAUCGAGGGAAUGUGUUGUCUCGUACGCUGUAGAAUUUUUCAACCGCUACACGCGUGGAGGAAAAGACAAUUUUGAAUCUUCAACGAUGCCCAAAACUUUUUCAACGAUCUUCUGGCUUUGCUGCGGUAAGUUCCUCCCUUCAAGAAUCUUUUCAUGAUUUAUCAUCUCUCGUUUUUUAUACCGUCGAUCGGUCACACACCGUCGUUCGAGUCGUAUAAAUUUUCUCUGUAAAUAGGCGACUCGUUCGAACGAACGUGAAACGAUAGCAUUCUUUUUUUUUAGACUUAAUAAGCACGUUUAUGGAUAGCGUGAUCGAAUAUCACUCCGUAGAGAAAAAAAAUAAAACAAAAAAAAUUCUAAAAAAUGUACACGCGACGAUUUCUUCAAAACAAGAGAAACCAGGUGUCGCCUUUAAAAAGUUCUUUUUCACUAUCGAAUAUCAAUUUAUUGCUUAAUAUAUCUUAGUCCACGAAUCUUGGCUAUCAUGAUGCUUCCAAAUGAAAAAUUUAAAAGAAAUGAAAAAAAAGAAAAAAAAACAACAAAAAAACACAUAUUAUUCUAUAAAUUAUUGAUACUGAUUAGCUGGUGCGAUCGAAUAAGCUUCUUAAAACGUCGUACGACUCAACGAGGGAGCUUUAUCCGAAAAGUAAACGAACAAGUACAAUUUUGUGCGUAUAUAUACACACACACACACAUAUAUCUAUAUUCAUAUAUUAUAGCUGAAUGCAUCCGAGAGCGAGAGAGAAUUCCAAGAUCGAAAAUGGCCCGAAUGAUUGGCUUUCUCUUUGAAUUUGUUUAUUUUUUAUUCCAAGUGAUUGAGGCUACGGGUAAAAGCGUUUUUUUCGGCACUGAGCAUUUUUUUUUAAUAAACUUAUUUCACUUUUAUCUAACACUAUUCACAGUAGAUUGAUUUUUUUGUUCACCGAUCCGUUAUCGCUUUCACAUCGCGGAUACUUUUUUAAUUGAAAGUCUUUCAAAGGAGCGUGAAAAGGGAAAAUUCAAUUUUGCGUAGCCUCAAGUUAACAAGUGAUUGUCAAAAUUCGUGAAAAAAUAUUCAAUGCCAGAAAUCUGCACAUAAAUAGGAAACGAAAAUGAAAAGUUACAGACUUAAAAAAAGGUUCUAGAAAGUAUUUGUUCAUGGAGAUGGAAAUUCUUGAAUUCCUGACGACGAGCACGUUGAUCGGAACGAUAAAGAAUAGAAAUGAUGAUUUGAUGGUUCCAUCUUCGCUCGAAAUUGGUCAUUACAACACGUUGUGAUCCUUUGAAAUCUUUGCCGCUCAGCACUUAAAUUUAUUACGGAAAUGCUGAUGUAAGAAUGCUCCUGUACGGUAAUAGAUAUUUUUCAUUCGAAAGAAGAACGAGCAAAGAAAAAAUUCGAAUGGGAUGAAAUAGCGAGAUAAAUGACGUUCCUAGUAUAUCUAGAAAUCUGAGAAAAAGAGAAGAGAAGAGAAAAAAGAGCUUAGUCGGAUGCACUUCUAUAGGGCAUCGUAGAAUCGUGCAAUGAGUCCGGAAUCAAGAUGUGUAUUGAUGCUCAUCACGUACGUAAGGGAGAGGGAUCGGGGUGAAAAACGAAGGGAAAAGGGAAAAGAAACGUUUCAACUUUUUUCCACUUCGAAAUGUGAAUCCACUCGAUGAGAUGUCCGAGCCAAUGGAACGUCCAACGAACGUCCUGUCGAUGCUAGAGAGCCCAAAAAAGGGAAAUAAAACACUGAAAAACGGUGAGGGAGAGUUAAAGAAGAUUAAAAAAAAAAAAGAGAAAUAAUCAAGUAAUUUUAAUAAAUAUUUCAAUCGAGGUUUUCUUAUAAGAUUGUAAAGUUUUUCAAGGUCGAAAAGCUUCGAGUCCCGCGUAAUCAGAGCUCAAGUACUCUGGAACGCAAAUCGCAUCACAUUUUACCCUUUGGAAUAAUAUUUAUUCUAGAUAAAAAAAAAAAAAAACGAAAUAAAAGUGAAUAAUACGAUAAAACUCAAUCGAGUUUUGCGUAAUUAGCUGCGAAGAAUAAGGAAAAGAAACUUAUUAGUGCAAUGGCAAUUUUUCAUCGAUUUAAAAUUAUAUAUUCUCUCUCUACUGGAGAUUCUUAUUAUAUAUUAGGCUAGCGAGGUGGGUACAAUGAGAAAAAAAUUAAAUUUCAAUUAGAAGGAAAAGAUACGUGAAGUAACGACGACAAGACUUCGGUGUGAAGGGUUUAUAUAAUGUAGGAAAGUCGUUGAUGGUAUUUGAAGAUGAGCUCGCAAAGUUCCCGCGUCGUUUGAGAUGAAAAGAACGAAAAGAAUAAAAAAUAACAAAAGAUAUAAAUAAUAUAAGCAUUGUGAUAAAUCCAUGGUGAUCCAAGAAAGUAUUUCCGACGUUCCGACGCAAUGAUAACAGCAAAUGAGCGAAGGCGUCGGGACGCUAUUUAAAAAACAAACAAAUUACAAACAAAUGUUCAACAGCAGACAGAUAGAAAGAGAAAGAGUGUGUGCUAGAGAGAAAGAGGAAACGCGAAUGAUUCUGAUUUCUCGGAAGCGUUUUGAGCUCAAGUCGUGUUUAUAUCGUUCGUUACAGCUUCGGCUAUCAAUUUCGUAAGUCUGCUGAAAAAUUUGAAGGUUAAAAUUUUCAAAUUAUUCACAUUUUUACAACGAAAAAAAAAUUUCUCGAAAUUUUCAACGAUUUUUCGAAUUUUAGCCUUUCUGGUUAUACAAAUUAAUGAUUAUACCAUUUUGGCAACGGCACGGACUUUGUUUCGUCCUUCCUUUUUAGAAUUUUUCCUAAUUUCAUAAUAUUUUCAUUGAAAUAUUUGAAAAUCGAAACAAAUUUAUCGAUCAAAAUUCAAGGUGAACAUUUUUAUUUUUUCUAGAAUCAAGAGCACAGUUUCGAUCUUUCGUGUUGAAAUUCUAUCGUGUUCGUGGUUGAUAAACGAUGAGACUGUCGCGUCACUGUUGCGGAUCCAUAUUUGUUAAGGUAUUUUGUUCUGGAUCGUGAAAAUUACGCACGUCCGAGGAGAAUUGUGGUUGAAGCGCUUUCAGAAGUGUCGAUUUUGAAUGUUGGAUGAAGAAAAAUUAGUUAAUUUACACGAGAUAGUUCGAUUAGAUGGAAAAAGCCCACGUGUGUUUCUAGGAUCACUGUUUUAAUCGAUUGAGGAUUCAUUGAUUGCGCAUUCUUAAAGAAACAUUAACGAAAACCUUUGUUUAAGAAAAAAUACAUAUAUUUUUUUUUAAUUUUCGGUUGCACAAGGAAGCGAAGUUACUUAAAAAUCCCAUUAUUUGAACUUUUAUCCCGAACGUAAAACAGGAUUAAUGUAAGAGGAUUUUUGUUGCUCCAGAACUAUCAAUGUAUCUUCAGUUGAACAGACGUAAGAAGGGCACGAAAGUGAGUGACUGAUAGAAAGAAAGAAAGAAAGGAAGGGAGAGAGAGAAGUUGAAUAAAGUAGAGAAUGGAAACUGAAUAAAAAUGGAUAUCGAUUUAGCACGUAAGCUCCCACGCUCAAUCUACCAAGUUCCAGCAAGCACGGAACGUCGAGGAGUACGACGAUCUCGAUUAUAUUCAUCAUAAUCUAGAUUAUCGAUUUAGGCGUUAACGGAUAAAAGCGGCGCUGUUUGCGAAGCAUGCAAAGAAAAAAUACGAUGAAAUGAGAUGAAGAAGAAGAAGAAGAAGAAGUAAGGAAGAAAACAUAAGAAGCAAACGACAACAAAAAACUUAUAUGAGAAAAAAAAAUUAUAUUGUACACACGAGUCAAUUCCAACGAGCAUUUUCAUGCCACUAAGCUUAAAGGGUUAUUAGUUGAUAAUCGAGAAAAUUGAUCAUGGAGGGGGGGGGGGGUAAAGGAAAGAGAAGAUAUAAAAGAUUUUAAAAAAUACACAAGCAAACACGGAGAAACAGACACGAAAACACAUACACGCGUACACACACUCUUUCAAUCAUUGUUAAUUAAUUAAAUUAAUUCACGAUCCUAUCGAUACUUAAAGAUGAGACGAGUAUAAAUAUUAUAUAUAAAUAUAUAUAUAUAUAUAUAUAUAUAUACAAACUAUUAUUACAUUCAUAUUUUUGCUUAUUACAUAUUUAAGAAUCUAUUAAUGAAGUUUAGCUAUUUGUGAGGGUGCGAGAGAGGGAGAGCUCGGAUUUUUUGGGCUGAGCGGUUAUGUGAGGGUUUUUUCUUUGUCAAACAAAUGGCAAAAAAGAUAAUAACAAUGAAAAUAAUAACGAGAAUAAACACUGUGGCGAUUCUACGUCUGUGACUUACGAAAUAAAGAGAAAUAAUAAAAAUGAAAAAAAAAAAACAAAAAACAAAAAACAAACGAUUCCCAAGUACGCGCCGAUGAAUAUCAUUGCGCGUGGCCGACAAAAAAUGACGCAAAUUGUAAUUUUGCUAAUACGAAAAACGAGAGAUUUGGACGAGCGAAAUAAUGAUAACAUAACGAAAAAAAGAAAAAAAAAACAAAGAGAAACACACACACACACAACGAGGCGAGACACCCGACUAAACACUAGUGACUUUAUCUUCACUUAUCUGAGACUAAAAUGAAAAGAAAAAAAAAGAACAAACAAACCAUAAGAAAUGAAAACGAAUAAAUAAAAUAAACGAAUAACUAAAUAAAUCUUUCGCAGUAUUUUUCGACCACAUUCGAUAUCACUCGAUUGACGAUUGUGGAUUGAUAUAGAUUUUCUCUUCCCUCUAAUCCCCAAGUUACUACUUCAGUCGCAUUGCCCGAUGAACGAAUAAAGAAUAAAAAAAAUAAAAUAGUAAAAAAAAAAACAAACAAACAAAGUGAAAACUCAGAGAGAAAGGAGGCGAUCAAAAUGUUUCCAAACAACCGAACCCAGCAAAGAAAAAACACUUUAUUAAUAAUAAUCAAUGAAAAAGAAAAAAACCAUUCGCUAGGGUAGGCGCUUCGAGAUACACAACUUUAACGAGUCACUUAAAACAAAAUUAUUCUCAAAUAUAAAUUUAAUAAGUAAAUGAAAGCAAAAAUGCAAAAAAAAGGAAAGAACAUUUUUAAAAUUCUACGUAAGAAAGCCAAGAGUCAAAGACGACUAGAUGAUAGGAGCCGCAUGGCCUAACUGCUGCCACUUUAAAUUAAUUAAAGAAUUAAUUAUUAUAAAUUUAUUACUACUGCGAAUUUAAAGGAUAACCGAAAUGGGGGGGAAAAAAGGAGAGAAGAAAUAAAGAAAAAAUAAUAAAAAUGUCAUGCCACUUUUCAAAACUACUUUACCUAGAAUGCAGUUAUAGAGAGUAGUGUGAAGAAACAAAAUGAGAACGAGAAAGAGAGAAAGGAAGAGAGCGAGAGAGAAAGAGAAUAAAGUAAAAGAAAUUUUAAUUCUUCGAAUUGACAAUGAUAUAAUUCCACUCUAGAAAUUGGGAUUCACUUCGAACUCUCCAAGAUUUUAAAUACUCACGAAUUACACCUACACGUACGCCACGUCGAUUCCUCUCACGUCGUGAGAGGAAUAAAAAAUGUCGAAAUCCUCGAUCGAGGCGGGCUCUCCUUGUCGUAACGAGCAACAGCUUUUUCUUCUUCCCAUUCCUCAAACUCUUCGAAUGAAAAUUUCAUCGAUUUUUUAAUCUUAAAAAAAGAAAUAAGCUGCACUGUCACUUUGACCGGAAUACCGAGUCGAAUCAGCAGUUAUUUCCAUCUCGUUCGAACUUCAGACAUAGCAUCAAUAUGGCGUCCAAUCAGCACUCGAUCUUCAAUUAUUCCGAAAUAAAUUAGUUUGUUUAACAAAUUAUAAAGAACGAAGAAAACGUCCAAAUGUCUCGAUAGCUGCCAUCGAAUAUCGAUUCUAUCAAUUGCGAAAGCGACUAAAAAUCGUUUACACAAUCGGGGAACACUCAAAUAUAUUCCUCGCUUCGAGGGUUCCUUUCGACAUUUUUCCCCUUCUCGUUUCUUCAUUCGUUUAUUUACUAUUCAUUUCGGUUAAUCUAUUUAACUCGACGAUUCUAUAAAAAUACGUCUCAAAACUCGUCGAGUGCCUUCGAACGUUCUCUAUUCGAUGCACCGCAUUAAUUAACGAGCAUCGAAUUCAUCUCGAGCGCCGAUACUCCCAUGUAUUUCGCAGGGUACGAUCGAAUAUGAAAAAAAAUAAGGAAACUCAAACAUUGAUUAGCAAGAAAGGAAAAGGAAGAAAGAGAGAAAGAGAAAGAAUAAAAUAGACGUAAUAAAUCAGGUUCGAAGGCAGCCACGAAUUUCGUCACGAAGAGAGCGCGUAUACAUAUAUACAUAUAAAUUUGUUUAUAUAUAUAUAUAUAUAUAUAUAUAUGUAUAUAUAGACAAUAUUAUUACACUUAACUUGCUACAAUAGUGUAAUAAUUAAACGAUACAGGCUCUCCAUCUCUUGUAAUAUUUUUAUUAUCGCAAAAAAUAAAAAAAAUAAAUAAACAAAAAAACCAACAAAAACAUAAUAUUAAUGAUUAAUUACGAGGAGAAAAAGAAAAGAAGAAAAAAAAUCUUAAGGAUAAUUAAAUAAAUGAUUAUACCACUAUUUAUUAUUUAUUGACUAACGUUCAACUAAUAUUGUAAAUAACGAAAAUAUUUUAUCUAUAUAUUUCUGAUCCGGGGAGGCGGGGGAGGAUGCGAGCUUGUAAAACACGUCGCCAAUAAAACUCCCUUUUUGGUAACGUCGAUGAAGCAUGAUGGAAGAAAGAAAAUGAUGAAUAAGAGAUGAAAGUGAGAAAAAACGUGGACGCGUAGGAACACGAUCGAUGAAGAUUCAACGAGGAUCUUCCAUCCUCUCGCUAUCCUCACCUUGCACCUCGAACGCCCCAUUGUUACACCAUUUCAUCAUUGCAUUUAAUAAAUUAUAUAUUUAUUGA
Venturia canescens is the source of this 13673-nucleotide messenger RNA. RefSeq names its product Calmodulin-binding transcription activator (gene Camta). The record is from RefSeq and is a predicted model, not a curated record. NCBI's taxonomy places the organism in Eukaryota, Metazoa, Arthropoda, Insecta, Hymenoptera, Ichneumonidae. Gene Ontology annotation, molecular function: transcription coregulator activity; protein binding; double-stranded DNA binding. Gene Ontology annotation, cellular component: nucleus. The transcript is spliced from 14 exons. The coding region runs from base 2899 to 6210 and encodes 1103 amino acids. Gene Ontology annotation, biological process: regulation of transcription by RNA polymerase II.